AUGCCGAAAUAUACUGCUAAAUAUCUACCACCAUCCAUAUUCAAUUCUUAUUCUUUUCUUUUAUCUUUUCUCAUUUCAGUGGCAUUCACUUACCCUCAUUACAGCACCCACAUAAAAAAGCGGUGCUUCCGCACACUUGGAUGUUUUUCAAUCAUCUACCCUUAUAACAACACUUAUCUUCUACCUGAUAGUCCCUUUCUCAUUGGUACUCGGUUUUGGAUAUAUUCACCGUAUUCCAUUAAAAGGAAACCUCUCAGAAUCGAUUCAAAUCGAUCCCGUAGGAAUCAUUUCAAAUAUAGAUUCCCAACAAAAGUUAUUAUUCCUGGAUUCAAUCCGAAUCAUGAGAACUUUAAAUGGAUCCACGACAUGGCCAUCGCCCUUCAACAUCAGGAACCAGCAAACAUUAUUACUGUGGACUGGAGUAGAGGAGCUGGAUUUCCUUAUGAACAAGCGGUGGCAAAUGCUCGAGUUGUUGGUAAACAGAUAACCAACCUGCUGAUAAAACUGAAUCCUACUAAGUUAAGAUUCUUCACAAAGUUACAUUUGAUUGGUCACAGCCUCGGAGCUCACAUUGCAGCAUUUGCAGCCAAUGGAUUGAAUCAUACCAGCCGUAUAACAGGGUUAGAUCCAGCUGGACCAAACUAUGAACGUGCCCCAAAAGAAGUUCGUCUGGACCCCAGUGAUGCUGACUUUGUCGAUGUUAUUCACACAGAUGGUUCGUCGUUCUCAGCCAUAAAAGGCUUCGGAACAAUGAAACAAUUGGGCGAUGUCGAUCUUUACCCUAAUGGCGGCAAAAAACAACCCGGAUGUGAAGGAUCAUGGGCACACCUGUUUUACCAAGCUUACAAAACUGGGUUGAAAAAUGCGACUAAUUAUGUUGGUUGUAGUCAUAGUAGGGCCAUACAGUUGUUCAUGGAGUCCAUUAACUCAACAUGUUUCAGAGCCGUCAAAUGUAGCAGUGAUGCCGAUUUUGAAAAUGGCCAAUGCGUAUUAGGGGAAUUUAUUACAAUGGGUUACUACUUGUCUAAGAGGACACCCAAAGGAACUUACUACCUCAAUACGUUGAAAGCUCCUCCUUAUUGUGCACAUAACUACGUCGUCGAUGUGUACCUAGCUCAGAAUGAUACCAUCCAUGGUGCUUAUAUCAAAGUUAUUGGAUUGAAAAGUUCAACAAAACAGAUCAUUCUACCUAGCCAGCCAAACAGUCAUUCCAAUCGUUAUAGAUCAAGCGUCGUCGUCCUUACUCCUCGAGACUUAGGGGAAAUCGUGGAGGUUCGCAUACUAUAUAGACCGCCCAGCAGAUUUGGUUUCUUCCUGUUCCGGUAUAAUAUAGAGGUACACGGUGUAUCGGUGAUGGGAUUGUCAUACCACACUAAGUUUCAGUCAUGCGAAAAAGUUACUAUUGCGAAGGGCCACACUUACCGAUUCCAACAAAACAACUUCAUCAAUACUUGUACGUGAAGAUGUCUGAACAAGUAGUCUGUGAUAUAAUAGAACCAACCAACUUUUGUUGUAUGUUUGUGUCCGAGUUACAAUUAUGGUAGCUACUAAAACAACAAAGACAAACCAAUAUUCUUUUUGUUUUUACAUCGAAAAUAUAAGCUUAAAAAAUAGAAUAAAAUAAAAAUUUAGAUAAAAAUAUAAUAAAAUUACGACAGAAAAACAAAAGAAGAAAAAUGCGUUCUGAUUUCAUGCUCAACAUUAUUCUGAAAACAACGGUGUAGAAUUCAGAUUGCAGUUUUAAGAUAAAUACGGCAUCAUCUGAUCGUAAUCCUAUCGUGUUUCUUAUCUGGAUUUAUUUUCUUUCAAAAGAACGGGUUUUGUUACCCAAUAUUUUAUUCUGUAUGAACUUAAUAUGUAUCUCAUCCGUUUCGUGGCUCCUUGCCGACUAAUCUUCAAUUAAUCUUUUCCCCGUCUAUCGUCCCCUUGCUCCCUACAGAGUAUAUUUCAAUGACAAGCUCUUAUUUGUGAAAAAAAAAA
Messenger RNA from Octopus sinensis (East Asian common octopus), 1980 nucleotides. RefSeq names its product inactive pancreatic lipase-related protein 1. Bases 1 to 1461 code for a protein of 486 amino acids. The transcript is spliced from 8 exons. The record is from RefSeq and is a predicted model, not a curated record. Gene Ontology annotation, biological process: lipid metabolic process. NCBI's taxonomy places the organism in Eukaryota, Metazoa, Mollusca, Cephalopoda, Octopoda, Octopodidae. Gene Ontology annotation, molecular function: triacylglycerol lipase activity.